Coffea arabica (coffee) is the source of this 966-nucleotide messenger RNA. The record is from RefSeq and is a predicted model, not a curated record. Lineage: Eukaryota; Viridiplantae; Streptophyta; Magnoliopsida; Gentianales; Rubiaceae.
AUGGUGAGGAUUAGAGGAGGAUCCGUGAGUGCCGAACGCACCUUCAAGUUUCUUGAUGAGGAGGAUGAAGAUGUUCAAGUUAUCGAACCAUCCAUCAAAUCACCCAAAAAGAAAAUUGAAAAUCGUGGUAGAAAAACGAGACAAUCUGCAAAGAAAAAGCAGUAUACGCAAACCAGAGAGCUAUCGGCUGAACCAUCCGAUGAGCAGAUGAAGGAGCUUCAAUCUGAAGGACAUCCAAUAAGUGGCAAUGAAGAGGAACUGGAGCAGCCUACCAAUGUAGAUGUAACCACCAUGAAAUCACUUAGGAAAGGAAAAAUGACUGCCAAAAGGAAGAGCAUUGCUCAACUCAAGGGAAGGCAAACUGCUGAUCCAUCUAGGAAACAACAGGAUGCAGAGAAAAAUACUGAGGAACAACAGACUGAUGAACCAUCUACCAGGAAGUCACCAAGGACAAGGUUUGGUGUCCAGGGUGCUGCACCAACUACACAGCGCAGUGGAAAAAGAAAGCAUCCAGAAAAUGAACAACCAGGGACCCAAACUACUGUUGAACCAACACCCCUGCCCAAGUUCAUCGAUGAUGAAGCCAGGGAGAGAUUUGAAUGGAUCUCGCAGAAAAGCUUCAUCACUCAAAGGACCAUCAUUCCCUACGAAUUCCAUGGCUUGAUGAUGACCAUGACUUCUGAUGAACAAGCCACCUUCGUUGUCAAAAGGAAUCUGCUUGUACCUCUCAUUCUUUCAGAAAAUGAAAAUGCACAUCGAAAGGAGCUUAGGACUGAGCCAACCACUGAAGCUACCCCAGAGUACCGUGCCUCCAGUUCUCAACCACAGGACAAGAGAAAAGCUCCGGCAACUGAAGAAGAGACUGAAGAGGAUGAUGAUGAUGAGAAUGAGGACAAUGAUGAAGAAGACCCUGCACAGUUUCGCCUGACUAGAAGAAGGCUUGGAUCCUCUAAGAUCACCAUAUAA